CUGACUACACCCCUUUUCAGAAUUCAGCCUGGGUUAAGAACUGUUGGGAGUAGGCACCCAUUUAAGGAAUAAAUGAAGAAGUGGCAAUUGAGAAACUUUAAUCAUUGCCUUAGACAAAAAGAGAACAGUGCUUUGAGAGUGUUUCCAGAGUACUACUUCUGAUUUUUCUGACAUUUAUGCUCCACCGUGUUUACUCUCUCCUUGUUCGUUUAAAGAACAGGCUAAAUGUACAGGAAACAGAAAAAUGUGUAUCAACAAACUCGAGCACUUCUGUGCAAAAAUUUCCUUAAGAAAUGGAGGAUGAAAAGAGAGAGCUUAUUGGAAUGGGGGUUUCCAAUACUUCUAGGACUGUAUAUGGGCUUUAUUUCAUAUUCAAAAGAAAAUAGCCAGUUUUCUGAAAUGCCUCCUCAGGACCUGGGAAGGGUAGAUAAAUACAAUAACUCUUUUAUGGAUGUUGUGUAUACACCGAUCUCUAAUAUAACCAACCAGAUAAUGAAUAAAACGGCACUUGCUCCCUUUAUGAAAGGGAAAAAAGUCAUUGGGGCGCCAGAUCAAAAAUCUGUGGACGAGCUACUUCUAAGCCAUUUCCUAAACGCAGUGGGAAUUGUCUUUAGUGACCCUUUAUCUUAUAAGUUAAAAUUUUUUCAGGGACAUGGCAUUCCAUUUGUGAAGGAACAACAUCUCUCAGCUCAUUGCUGGGGUAAAGGAAAUGACUCAACAUGUUCACUGGCCAAAUACUGGUAUACAGGAUUUGUGACUUUACAAACUGCAAUUAAUGCUGCUAUUAUAGAAACCAUGACAGAUCACUCGGUGAUGGAAGAGUUGAUGUCAGUUACUGCUGUAAAUAUGAAGACAUUACCGUUUAUUGCUAAAGAUACCCUCCAAAAUGAGAUGUUUAUUUUCUACUGCUUGCUUUACUUCUCCUCAUUUAUAUAUUUUGCAUCAUUCAAUGUCACAAAAGAGAGAAAAAAGAGUAAGGAUCUGAUGAAAGUGAUGGGUCUACAAGAUUCAGCUUUCUGGUUUUCCUGGAGUUUAAUCUAUGCUGGCUUCAUCUUCAUUAUUUCCAUAUUUAUUGGAAUUAUCAUAACGACUACCCAGAUUAUAGUCAUGACAGGCUUCAUGGUCAUAUUUACACUCUUUUUCUUAUAUGGCUUAUCCUUGAUAGCUUUAGCAUUCCUGAUGAGCGUGUUAUUCAAGAAAAUUGCCCUCACCAAUUUGGUUGUGCUUCUCCUCACUCUCGUUUGGGGGGGUGUGGGACUCUCUGCAUUUUAUAGACAACUUCCCUCAGCUUUGGAGUGGAUUUUGAGUAUUUUUAGUCCUUUUGCCUUCACUGCUGGACUGGCCCAGAUUAUCCACCUGGAUUAUAAUAUGAAUGGUGUAAUUUUUCCUGACCCAUCAGGAGACUCAUAUAUAAUGAUAGCAACUUUUUUCAUAUUGGCAUUUGAUGCUUUUAUGUACUUGGUAUUGGCAUUAUACUUUGACAAACUCUUACCCUAUGGAAAUGAGCGUCGUUAUUCUCCAUUAUUCUUCCUGAACUCAUCAUCUUGUUUCCAACACCAAAGGGCUGAUAAUCGAAUCAUUGAGAAAGAAACAGAUCCUGAGCAUCCCUCUGAUGAUUAUUUUGAACCAAUAGCUCCAGAAUUCCAAGGAAAGGAGGCUAUCAGAAUCAGAAAUGUUAAAAAAGAAUAUAAGGAAAAGUCUAGAAAGGUGGAAGCAUUGAAAGGCUUGCUGUUUGACAUAUAUGAAGGUCAAAUCACAGCAAUUCUGGGUCAUAGCGGAGCUGGCAAAUCUUCUUUGCUAAACAUCCUUAAUGGGUUGUCGGUUCCAACAGAAGGAUCAGUUACCAUCUACAAUAAAAAUCUCUCUGAAAUGCAACACUUGGAGGAAAUCAGAAAGAAAACUGGUGUUUGUCCUCAAUUCAAUGUUCAAUUUGACACACUUACUGUGAAGGAAAACCUCAGGCUGUUUGCUAAAAUUAAAGGGAUUCAGCCACAGGAAGUCGAUCAAGAGGUACAAAGGAUUUUAUUGGAGUUGGACAUACAAAACAUUCAGGAUAACCUUGCUAAACAUUUAAGUGAAGGACAGAAAAGAAAGCUGACCUUUGGAAUUGCCAUUUUAGGAGAUCCUCAGGUUUUGCUAUUAGAUGAGCCAAUGGCUGGAUUGGAUCCCUUUUCAAGGCAGCGAGUGUGGAGCUUCCUCAAGGAGCGCAAAGCAGACCGUGUGAUCCUCUUGAGUACCAAUGUCAUAGAUGAGGCUGACGUCCUGGCUGAUAGAAAAGUGAUCAUGUCCAAUGGGAGAUUGAUGUGUGCAGGCUCUUCUGUCUUUUUGAGGAGAAAAUGGGGUCUUGGAUAUCACUUAAGUUUGUACAGAAAUGAAACAUGUGAUCCAGAAAAAAUAACAUCCCUCAUCAAUCAUCACAUCCCCGAUGCUAAAUUAAAAACAGAAAGCAAAGAAAAGCUGGUGUACACUUUGCCUAUGGAAAGGACAAAUACAUUUCCAGACCUUUUCAGUGAUCUUGAUAAGGAUUCUGGCCAAGGUGUGAUGAGUUAUGAUAUUUCUGUGUCAACUCUGAAUGAAGUCUUCAUGAAAGUGGAAGAAAUAUCACCUAUUGAGCCAGAGAUGAGGAGAGACCCAGAAAACCUACGUGAGAUGGAUCCAGCUUACUCGUCUCUUCCUGAAAUUCAGAAGACUGUGAGUGACUGGGAGCUCUGGAGAAUGCAGCUCUGUGCAAUAGCCCGGCUCUCUUUCUUAAAGCUAAAACAUGGGAAGAACGCACUGUGGACCCUACUGUUGGUAUUUGGGAUUGCACUGUUCCCAAUGACUGUGGAACUGAUUGUUGAAGCUGUGUUAGUCGAAAAGAGUGAUUGGGAAUUUAAACCUGAACUGUAUUUCCUCUCCCCUGGACAACUUCCCCGAGACCCUCUUACCAGCCUAUUGAUCAUCAAUAACACAGGAUCAAAUAUUGAAGAUUUCAUACAGUCCCUGAAGCAUCAAAAUAUACUGUUGGAAAUAGAUGACUUUAAAAAUAGAAAUAGCUCUGAUGAUCUGUCAUACAAUGGAGUCAUCGUAGUGUCUGGUAAACAGAAGGAUUAUAGGUUUUCAGUUGUGUGCAAUACCAAGAGACUGCACUGUUUCCCUAUUCUUAUGAACAUUCUCAGCAACGGUCUGCUUCGAAUGCUUAACCACACACAGCAGAUUCGCAUCGGGAGAAGCCCAUUUCCUUUAAACUACGUGUUGACCUGGACGGGGCUGCCGGACGGCUCUGUUUUCCUGUUUUUCACCAUGUGCAGCAUUUCUCCCUACAUCGCCAUGGGCAGCAUCAGCGAUUAUAGGAGGAGAGCUAAGGCCCAGCUGUGGAUUUCAGGCCUCUACCCUUCGGCCUACUGGUUUGGGCAGGCCCUGGUGGAUGUCAGCCUCUUCGCUUUCCUACUCCUGGCAAUGUUAUUAAUCAUCUACUUAAUAAACAUAGUGGAAGUUUAUAUCACAAGUCGAAUUUUGUUUGCUCUGGUUGUAAUUACGAUUGGUUAUGCAGCUUCUCUCGUCUUUUUGACAUAUGUGAUAUCAUUUAUUUUUCGAAAGAGGAGGAAAAAUAGUGGCCUUUGGUCAUUUUGCUUCUUUAUCACCUCCAGCGGCUUGAUAGACUUCAUUUUAAUAUAUCGGUUCAAGUUAUCUGCCUUGGUUUUUGGCAUGAUUAUUGUUCCCUCAAGCAUCUUGGAUGGAUUUUUAAUUUUUUUGGCAGAGAGAUACUUCGAGCACCAAAGAAAUGAUCAAGACUCAUCUUUUGACCUGAAUGCAGUUGAUUUUCUAGUGUGCCUAAUACCUUACUUUCAGGCUCUGCUGUUCGUUUUUGUUCUAAGAUUCAUGGAGAUAAAGUGUGGGCAGACAGUCGUGCGAAAGGAUCCCGUUCUCAGAAUUUCCCCCCAAAGAAGAAAGGCUGGGCCAAACCCAGAGGAACCUGUCGAAGAAGACGAGGAUGUCCAAGCAGAAAGAGUGAGGACGGCAGCCGCCCUGACCACCUCUGGCCUCGAAGAGAGACCCGUCAUAAUCGCUAGCUGUCUGCACAAAGAAUAUGCAGGCCCGAAGAUGAACUGCUUUUCAAAGAGGAAGAAGAAAGUAGCAAUAAGAAAUAUCUCUUUCUGUGUUAAAAAAGGUGAAAUACUGGGAUUGCUGGGACCCAGUGGCGCCGGUAAAAGUUCAUCCAUUCGAGUGAUAUCUGGGGUCACGAAGCCGACGGCUGGAGAGGUGGAGCUGGCAGGAUGCAGUUCAGUUGGGGACCCUCAGGGAGACAGCACGGUCCGGUUCCUGGGGUACUGUCCCCAGGAGGACGCGCUGUGGCCCAGCCUGACGGUGAGGCAGCACCUGGAGGUGUUCGCGGCGGUGAAGGGGCUGAGGGACGCGGACGCCGUGGUCGCCAUCACACGGCUGGUGGACACCUUCAAACUGCGGGAGCAGCUGGAUGCCCCAGUGCAGAAAUUAACGGCAGGAGCCUCCAGAAAGCUGUGUUUCAUGCUGAGCAUCCUGGGAAAUGCGCCUGUCCUGCUCCUGGAUGAGCCAUCUACAGGCAUGGACCCUGUCGGGCAGCAGCAAAUGUGGCAGAUGAUCCAGACAGCCAUUAAGAACACCGAGAAGGGGGCCCUCCUGAUCACCCAUCACCUGGCUGAGGCCGAGGCCGUUUGUGACCGCGUGGCCAUCAUGGUGUCUGGGAGGCUGAGAUGCGUGGGCUCCAUCCAGCACCUGAAAAGCAGACUUGGCCAGGCUUACGUCCUGGAACUGAAAGUGAGGGAAACGGCUCGCGUGGCUCUGGUCCACGCUGAGAUCCUGAAGCUCUUCCCCCAGGCGAUGCGCCAGGAAAGGUAUUCCUCCUUCUUGACCUAUAAACUGCCCGUGGCGGAUGCUCAUCCUCUCGCUCAGGCCUUUCACAAAUUAGAGGCAGUAAAACACAAUUUUGACCUGGAGGAAUACAGCCUUUCUCAGUGCACAUUGGAAAAGGUAUUGGUGGAGCUUUCUAAGGAGCAGGAGGUGGGCAAUUUUGAUGAAGAGGCUGAUACAACCAUGAGAUGGAGACUCCUCUCUCAUCCCGACGACGCAUAAGCCUGAAGCCCGGUCUUUCCUGUUGAUGUCCUAUGAGUUUAUGUUAUAUGCAAUCAUUCACGGUUUGCAUAAUUUAAAAAAUUGUUAACAUUGAUAUCAGGCACAUUGUGUAUAUUUAGUUAAUAAAUGAAUACAUCGUAAAAUUAUUCUUCCUCCCAACUUUAGAGAUGAUAGAAAAAUCUGUGAUAAAAGCAAUACAAAGUAUUAAUGAAGUUAU
This is a messenger RNA of Molossus molossus (Pallas's mastiff bat), 5308 nucleotides long. RefSeq names its product ATP binding cassette subfamily A member 6 (gene ABCA6). The transcript is spliced from 39 exons. The coding region runs from base 226 to 5091 and encodes 1621 amino acids. Gene Ontology annotation, biological process: transmembrane transport; lipid transport. Gene Ontology annotation, cellular component: membrane; intracellular membrane-bounded organelle. The record is from RefSeq and is a predicted model, not a curated record. Lineage: Eukaryota; Metazoa; Chordata; Mammalia; Chiroptera; Molossidae. Gene Ontology annotation, molecular function: ATP hydrolysis activity; ABC-type transporter activity; ATP binding.